Coffea arabica (coffee) is the source of this 1822-nucleotide messenger RNA. RefSeq lists its product as uncharacterized. The record is from RefSeq and is a predicted model, not a curated record. Lineage: Eukaryota; Viridiplantae; Streptophyta; Magnoliopsida; Gentianales; Rubiaceae.
UUCACCCAGGAGACCCGGGUUCGAUUCCCGGCAACGGAAAAUGAAUUUUUCAUUUUUCCCGGACUGAGUUACCUCAAACAACUACAGAAAAAGCCCUGCCAUCGCUUGCUGCUGUUCCCAGAUUCUGCCAGAUUGCCUUUUAACGCUUUUAAUUGCACAAUUAACUAUUAUCUGAGGAAAGCUUUCAAUGGAGAGCUCUGAUGAUGGAAAGAAUGGUCCUCUGGAUGCCAAGGAGCAUUCUCUAACAUCUGAUGGCAAAAAAUCCAUAGACGAAGUUCUUAAUGGUCCAAAUGGCCUUUGCUCGCAGAACUUGCACAUGGAUAGGCACAUGUUUUAUGUAUUGUGUGACAUGUUACAAGCCAGAGGCCUCUUAUGUCACACAAUUAGAAUAAAGAUUGAGGAGCAGGCAGUGAUUGAUCAUGUUUAUAGUUGGGCACAGGAUCUGUACUCGAGCAGUUCAAGAGCUAUUUGGAUACUCUGGCGAAACCAUUAGCUGCCAUUUCAACAAUGUUCUAAUGACAAUUAUGGCAAUUUCAUGGGAUGUUUUUCCACCUCCUAGGCCUGAUGUUCCACCAGAAUUUGUGAAGAUCCUCAAUUUAUCCUCAUUUUCAGUAGGAUUGGAUGAGCAAGUUCCUUUCUGGAACAAGAGUGGUUUUCUUUCACAAAAUGUACGGGCUGUAUGCUCCUUCAGUAUGAAAUUUCACUAUGUUCUAGCUGGUUGGGAAGGUUCAGCACCUGAUGUACAAAUUUUAGGUUCUGCUGUCACAAAAGAUCUGGAAAUGGUGCAAUAUAUGAAGACGUCAAAAUAGAGAUUUGUGGAGGCAACCUUGCUGAUGUUAAAUGUUGGGGUUUUUUCUUUGAGGGAGUGUUUUCUCCAACUGAUUGACUCUUGUUAAUGCUUGUUUCAAAUAUGAUAUUUCUAUUAUGCAUUAUGAUGAUCAUUGGAGGAGAAAGAUGGUGUUGUGAGCUUGUGCACUUUUAGGUGGAUUCUCUGCUAUCACGGGAUGCCUUGAGCUAUCGUGGUACACAAGUUUCUUUCUACAAGUUACUAUUGUUAAUAGUAGUAAUUUUGCAUUCACAACUGUUGUCUGUACACUUAGAUAAUGUCUGCUUAGAUGCGUUGGUUAUGAUUUGUUUUGCUAUUGUUCAAGACUUUGCUGUUCUUGCUUUUCCUUUAUUCAUUCGUCAUUUUGUCUGUUGCUACUGUCAAUGUGUUAAUUUGCAAGCUAGUAAUUACAAAAUUUGCUUACUGAAGAAGUUGUUCAAUUGUAUAUAUGACCUCAAUGUACUCAGCUACUAUAAGAAACUAAGGAAGGAAACAGCUAAUCUUCUUGGCCAGUAUGUAUUGGUAGCCCAUUAAUUUAAGACACGGUAUUGAGCAGGUAUGAAGGUGAAAACCCGAUAUUUCUCUUUGAUUGAGUGCACCUGGGACUUGAUAUUUAGUUGUUGAUGGAAACUAAGCGUUGUAAUCUUGAAUGAAAGGUACAUAACCAUCAAGUUUGAAGUAACUUGGGAUGUGUCUGCAGUCAAUAACAAUAGGUUGAUGGAGAGAUUUUGUAAUAACUGAAUUGUCUUGGCAAUUUUGGUUGUCUUCCUGUGCUGAAUUCUGAAUUAUCUUGCUGAACUUUAGCACAUUGCCCUCUUAUUGAAUCCAUCAAUUCUUCCCAAGUUGCUGUCCUAGGUGGAACCAUUAGGUCCUCUUCCAGUCUUGGAUAAGCUUAACUGCCUCAAAGUGUCAGCAGUGAGAGGUGCCAAGUGCGACAAGCCAUUGGUGAACUUGCUCAAAAGGGCACCAUAUCUGGAAUCUCUGAUCAUUUCUUAG